Molecule: messenger RNA, 543 nt
Organism: Guillardia theta CCMP2712
Lineage: Eukaryota; Cryptophyceae; Pyrenomonadales; Geminigeraceae
Exons: 1
Coding region: 1-543 (180 amino acids)
Source: RefSeq, a predicted model, not a curated record
AUGCAGCUCAAGCAGACCGUCACCGUGGGAUCGACGAGCACGUUGCACAACAUCCAGCUCUACAGCGGGGACUGGAGCAUCGAGCAGUCCGAGCUGGGCAGCCUCCGCCUGAGCCGCACCUCAGUCUGCUUCAACGGCUCCGUGAUGACGGAGGAGGUGACGGUGACGAUGAAGCAGAAGGAGGACGCACCCCUCCGCGUCCUGACCUCCGUCGUCACCGCCAUCGGGGACGACAACGAGCACAUCCUCCAGCACCACCACAUCAACCAGCAGCUGCAGCGGCACGUGGCGGUCGGCUCGCCCGACUACGUCUCGCGCAUCCUCGGCUUCGACAAGCCCAUCAUGACCUACAACAGCAUCACCGCCAGGGGGGACCUGCGAAGCGUCCCGGCCAUGGACAUCGCGACCCACUCCCUCGCCGAGUUCAGGAGCAACUGCAAGGUGCACAGCAUGCCGUUCAAGGACGAGGCGCUGGAGCUGAUGCAGAGGGAGAUGGAGAGGAUCACGGCUUCACCCUUGAGGACCGCCCCCUGCUCAAGGUGA